AGCUCAGGUAGAGCGCAUUAGCUACAUUGGAACGAUCUCCCAACCUAUAACUGAUUUGAUUGAUUUCAACAGUACACUACCUUGUCGUGACAUGGGUCAGAGACUAAGUGACCCUGUCCCUGAGGUAUCCCAUAGGGAGAAACCAAAGGAGACACAGGAACGUAAAGAUAAACCCAAGGAGAAGAGGAUCCCUCAAGCCCUGACCUUUCUUCAGCUGUUUACACUGCUGAGCUGUGUCAAGGUGAAGAAAACACCCUUUGAUCCCUCCCAGAGUGGUGAUGGGAGAAAGGGAACAACGAUAAACGAUACAAACAACAAUAAUGACUCUGAUACUGGCUUGGACUACUCUGCAGGUGACGUGAAAAGGAUCAAGGACAAGAGUAAAGGAAAGGUUGGGGGAGAGAAACAUAGCAUUGAAUCUCAGGACCACAAAUGCAGAACGACACAGGAAAAAGAAAAAGACAUUAAACAAAGACCUAACUCGGUCUCCCCUGAGGAGCAAGCAAAGAAGACCCAGCAGAAAGAGAAGAAGAAGAGCAUCCAUCCAGCUGUGGCGGCCCUGCAGCUGUUCACUCUCUUCUGCUGUGGUGGGAAAGUCAAGCCGAGGAAGUCUCGUCCCUCUCAGAACAGACAGAGUAGAAAGGACCAGGACAAAGAUAAUGCAUCUGAUACUGGUUCAGACUUGUCUGGAGGUGAUGUUACAACCAAAAGGGUCAAGGACAAGAUUAAUGGAAAGGUGGGGAGGGAGAAAGAAAGGACUGAAGUUCAGCUGUUGAAAUCAUCUCAGGAACACGAACCCGAAAAUCGAAGGACACGCCAGCAAGUGAAGACCCCUGUGGAGGAAAUUAACAUAAGACCUGACUCUCUGACUCUACCACGUGCCCACAGCUCCCUCUCUCAGUUUUCCCUGGCUCGGAACAAGGCCAUCUUCCCGCUGGAGUGGCAGCUACCCGGAGUCCCUCUGACCACCUCGUCUAUGGCAACUAGGACAGAGAGAACGCCAUCCUCUACCAACACUUUGACACAUGCGCAGAUGGAAACACAGACAUCAGAUAUGAACACAGACACACGGACCACUUCUACCUCUCAGAGCCCGAUCUCAAUGGUCUCAUCGGAGACCAUGAUAGAUCUUCACACGUCAGACUCCAUUACCCAGACCUCCACUCUUGACAUGGCACUGACCCCUGAGAGCACUAAGGACAUGAUCACUACUGAUGAGGAUGUGAAGGAUGACUCUGCUAAAGAUUUGAUCUCCACCCUAACAGACACCUCUAUGAAGAAAUCCAUCAGUGAGACCAGCCUGGAAGACCUCAUCGCUGAGUAUGAAGAUGAAGAUGAGCUGAAGGAUAUGGCUGCCUCCGCUACCCCUGCUACUGAUAAUGCCAGUGAGGAUGCAAUGCUGCUGGAGAUUGCAGCACUUUUUGACUGAUGGAGACCGAGCUGCCUCUGCAUCUCUGAAGAGCCAAUAGGCCUAAUGAACAUUUCAAUGUAGCAAAAGCUAAACUUUGAUCAAUUAAUAAAGCAUAUUUUCUGCAGCAAAUUUCCA
Molecule: messenger RNA, 1546 nt
Organism: Oncorhynchus kisutch (coho salmon)
Lineage: Eukaryota; Metazoa; Chordata; Actinopteri; Salmoniformes; Salmonidae
Exons: 6
Coding region: 92-1429 (445 amino acids)
Source: RefSeq, a predicted model, not a curated record